This is a messenger RNA of Coregonus sp. 'balchen', 5578 nucleotides long. NCBI's taxonomy places the organism in Eukaryota, Metazoa, Chordata, Actinopteri, Salmoniformes, Salmonidae. The record is from the annotation of a GenBank genome assembly.
AUGCCCCUCAAAGUACUUGGAGAAAACCAGAGCUGUCAAGAUGUAGGUUAUUCAAUAUUCCAUUGAGUAUCAUACCCUGCCUUUUCCGCAAUUGAAACUCACGUGAACGAUGUAUACACUACCGGUCAAAGGUUUUUAGAACACCUACUCAUUCAAGGGUUUUUCUUUAUUUCUACUAUUUUCUACGAUGUAGAAUAAUAGUGAAGACAUCAAAACUAUUAAAUAACACAUAUGGAAUCAUGUAGUAACCAAAAAAAUAGUUAAACAAAUCAAAAUAUGUUAUAUUUGAGAUUCUUCAAAUAGCCACCCUUUGUCUUGAUGACAGCUUUGCACACUCUUGGCAUUCUCUCAACCAGCUUCACCUGGAAUUCUUUACCAACAGUCUUGAAGGAGUUCCCACAUAUGCUGAGAACUGCCUUCACUCUGCGGUCCGACUCAUCCCAAACCAUCUCAAUUUGGUUGAGGUCGGGGGAUUGUGGAGGCCAGGUCAUCUGGUGCAUUACUCCAUCACUCUCCUUCUUGGUUAAAUAGCCCUUACACAUCUUGGAGGUGUGUUGGGUCAUUGUCCUGUUGAAAAACAAAUGAUAGUCCCACUAAGCCCAAACCAGAUGGGAUGGCGUAUUGCUGCAGAAUGCUGUGGUAGCCAUGCUGGUUAAGUGUGCCUUGAAUUCUAAAUAAAUCACACAGUGUCACCAGCAAAACACCCCCACACCAUAACACCUCCUCCUCCAUGCUUUACGGUGGGAACCACACAUGCGGAGAUCAUCCGUUCACCCACACCGCAUCUCACAAAGACAAAUUUGGACUCCAGACCAAAGGACACAUUUCCACCGGUCUAAUGUCCAUUGCUCGUGGUUCUUGGCCCAAGCAAGUCUCUUCUUUUUGGUGUCCUUUAGUAGUGGUUUCUUUGCAGCAAUUCGACCAUGAAGGCCUGAUUCACACGGUCUCCUCUGAACAGUUGAUGUUGAGAUGUCUGUUACUUGAACUCUGUGAAGCAUUUAUUUGGGCUGCAAUUUCUGAGGCUGGUAACUCUAAUGAACUUAUCCUCUGCAGCAGAGGUAACUCUGGGUCUUCCAUUCCUGUGGCGGUCCUCAUGAGAGCCAGUUUCAUCAUAGCGCUUGAUGGUGUUUGCGACUGCACUUGAAGAAACUUUCAAAGUUCUUGAAAUGUUCCUUAUUGACUGACCUUCAUGUCUUAAAGUAAUGAUGGACUGCGUUUCUCUUUGCUUCUUUGAGCUGUUCUUGCCAUAAUAUGGACUUGGUCUUUUACCAAAUUGGGCUGUCUUCUGCAUACCUUGUCACAACACAACUGAUUGGCUCAAACGCAUUAAGAAGGAAAGAAAUUCCACAAAUUAACUUUUAAGAAGGCACACCUGUUAAUUGAAAUGCAUUCCAGGUGACUACCUCGUGAAGCUGGUUGAGAGAAUACCAAGAGUGUGCAAAGCUGUCAUCAAAGCAAAAGGUGGCUAUUUGAAGAAUUCAAAUAUAAAAUAUAUUUUGAUUUGUUUAACACUUUUUUGGUUACUACAUGAUUCCAUAUGUGUUAUUUCAUAGUUUUGAUGUCUUCACUAUUAUUCUACAAUGUAGAAAAUAGUAAAAUUAAAGAAAAACCCUUGAAUGAGUAGGUGUUCUAAAACUUUUGAACGGUAGUGUAUACAGUAUUUCCAGUUGAUAUUGAGAACCCAUGUUAUUAUGGUUAAUUUAUGUUAGAAUAAGCUAACUAUGAAUAAGCUGGCUAUGAAUACUCUGCACGUAGUGAAUUACCUUGAUUCCAUGUGUUUGUUUUGGUUGUAGGACAGCAGACCCAAAGGCCCAGCCCCAAGCUUCUGUUACCUGCUGUCUGGCCAAGAGGGCUCUGUGGAGCCUGUAGAGGGACAGUCUUUAUCCUCUCUAUACCUGCCUCCUACAGAACAAACCCUCAGAGACAUACUGCAGGUAACUAGUGACACACACAGAGAGAGAGAGCGAGAACUGAAGUCUAACCCUUACUGUUUUUACCUCCCCAACUAUUCCUCCAAACAUUUGAGUUGUUUAGACCAGAUUACACAUUUUUCCUUUACUCUGACUUUGUUGAACCAGUGGUGAUCGAUCAAAUAUGCAUUGUAGUAAUGGCCUGUCAUAUCUGUUUCAGUGUGUGCUCAACAGCCAUCGCUGUAGCUUUGUCGCCACUGUCAUCCACAAGAGAAUGCAGGUACUUUUAAAUGCAUCCUUGGAUUUCAAUAAGAAUGUAUAGUGUGACUAAGAAACUGUUAUCUGUGAUAUCUAUCUUUUUAGAGACGUGUAGAUGUAACACAAUGUAGUUAGAGUUGACAGGAACAUGAUCACGUCCUGCUGUGGUGGACAGUGGGGAUUCAUUUGAACUUACUGUGUUGAUAAACGAGGCAAACCGCCUUCACCAUCUGUAUGCAUACUAACCUACAUUAUCUACCAGCCGUUUUUUUACUGUUGGUCAGUGAAACCUUUACACUUUGACCACUGGGAGGGAGAUAACAGCCCAGAACAAAGCGAGUGGCAAAGUCCAACACUUUCUGUCUAUCCCACUCUGUUUUUCAUGUCAGUCAUCAAAUAGAUGAUUCUGAGCAACCAGACUGAGCUAGCAGAGCCUAAUGUUUUUUAUUUGAUGCACAAACAGAUACAGACAGAAAGGUGUUUAUUCACUAAGACACUUAGAAUUGUACUUUCCAAGUAAGCUCAUAGUCUCUCAUGCCCAUUUUCUCUCGUUGUCUGUCUCUCUCGUUGUCUCUCUCUCGUUGUCUCUCUCUCUCUCGUUGUUUCUCUCUCGUUUCUCUUGUCUCUCUCUCCGUUCUUUCUCUCUCCCGUUGUCUCUCUCUCUAAUAAUCUACACUAACGACUGAUCCCCUCUCCCUUUUUCUCUUGCUCUCUUUAUUAUCAUCUUGGCUGAUAUGAAUGAUAGCCCCCACCAUCUCCGUCUCCCCCCCAUCUCUCUCCCCUCCAGUCUCAGAGUGGUGAUGUGGGUCAGAGCCCAGGGGAGGUUUGGCUGGUGGUGACUGACCCCAGUUUGCAGGAGGAUCAGCAGCACGAGGGGCCACCAUGCAGACGAACACUGGCUGUGUGUGUGACCACUUCCUGUGUGCUCACUUCCUCUGUCGCCAAGGCAAUAAGCACCCCCACCCCCAGCGCCUGCUGCUUGUCAUUCAGGGACUCGGUCAGAGAGCAUGGUACUGUUUUACUGCAAUAUCAUGGCUUGCAUCCCAAAUUGAACCCUAUUUCCUAUGUAGUACACUACAUAGGGAAUAGGGUUCCAUUUGGGACAAAGGCAUGGUGUUAUUAAUCUAGUCUGUCACUAUAUAGUGUAUACUGCAUUAGCCACUAUGUAGUGCAUACUGUAGGACAUCUGAAGUCACAUGGCUGCUGCUUCCCCAAAACUAUUAAUAAUGGAAGCACCUCCAAUGUCAGGGUUAACUACUGUUUUAUGACGCUAUGCCAUGAUUUCUCUCCAUGUUCAGGUGUGAUCCUGUGUGUGGAGCAGUCAGUUGUGCAGCUGCAGCCUCUGGUAUCUGUGUGCUGCCCGGAGACCGAGAGCACACUGGGCCCAGGGUCACUGUCAUUGUCCCAGGCAAAGCCCUUAACUCAGCCCCUACCUCAAGCCCAGCCCCAUGUCCUUCCUCAGGCCUUACCACAACCUGUGAAGCUGGAUCCCCUGGGUCCAGAAACACCACCUAACUCCCUCUGCACGUUCUCGGGUCAGUUUAUACUGUACACUGCAUUCAUUCACACUUGUGGCUUGAAAAAUAUUUUUUAUGUUUUUAAAAAGUCACGCUCUCCUCCUUGAUAAAUUAUUUUUCAGGGUUAGCCCGCAUAAUUGUUGUUUUAUUAGACAGACAGACAAACGGUUUUGAGUGUUUUGUGGCUGUUGCCUGUUUGUCUCUCACAAAGUAACAAAUACAGAGAGGCCUUCGUGUGGCUAGUCGAAUGCAUUGUGUUCUUCCGCUGUCAUUCACAGUUUCCCUCAUGCGGUUGAGCCACUGAUUCUGACAACCUUUCAACCUGUGGACUCUAUCUAUUGAUAGGAACAAAUCAUUCAAGGAAUUUACUUAACACUCAAAACGUGUUUCUAUAGAUGCAGAGUAAUUUGUAAGUAGAAUUUACUUGGUUUGUGUUUUUAGUUCGUUAAUCCAAUAUGUUUUGGUGAAUGUUUAUUGAAGGACUCAUCACUCAGGAGAAGCUGCUCUUUCUCUGUUUACUAACUGCAGAUAGGAGAAGAUACACAACCGUCAAACUGUUAUGCUAACCUCAAUGGUAAUGAUAUGAAUCUGAUUAAGUGAUCCACUCAAACUACAGAGUAACUUAAGCGCUUAAGAUACUGGCACAAAAUACAUUCACUGUCUGUCUACAGUCUUAUUUUAUAUGCAACGCAGGGAAAGUUGAGUAAAUCACGAUAAGCUGCAUCUGUUAGCACCCUGUGUCACAGGAGAGAUCGAAGGUGAAACUGUGAACCCUUUUGAUUAGUUCAGGUCUCUCUCACUCAUCUUCCAUGUUGGAUCAGCUGGCUGAAUAAUACAACAAACACCAGUGUCUGAUUCACACUAUUCACGCUAACCUGAAUGCUGUGCUGAACCCCAUGCAGUGCUGGCUCAGAUUAGUUUCUUUUCAAAUGGUCAUUUCCAGCAUGGUUCCAGACGCUAUGGUAGAUGCAUAACCAGGCCAGCACGGUACAGCUGUGCUUGGCUCUGUAGUGUAGAAUAGUGUAUAAUGUGUAUUUAUCUGCACUCGUAAUUAAGUUCUAACUUAUAGCAGCUUGCCUGGCUCUGUGUGAAUGCUGCAUUUUUUUUAUCGGUUGGAAAUUGUGUAUCUAUUUUACAUAAGGUGUGUGUGUGGGGGGGGGGAUAUCUUGGGUUGUUAACUAUGAUUGUGUCAGUUCUUUAAGGAAGUAAACACUUGCUAUCCGUAUCAACUCACAGAUCAGAAUAAUGGGGCUUCAGACUUGAUUUCUUUUAUUUUGACCCUAAAAUGACAUUCCUAUUUUCUUACUGAGCUUGUUUUAUCUUUCCUUUUUAAUCCAUACCACAGUGGCCUCAAGAAUAUUGAUAAAGUUGUUACACUGCUAAGUCCCAGUUUCCACCCAUGUUGCUUGCCUGUUAGGCAGUUUAGUCAGUGUGGUGCCCUAUAGAGGGUUGUUUCCCUGGCUAGUGCUGAUGGUUGUGUUGGUGUUGGCAGGUGUGAUAGUUGGUGUGGAUGAGGACACGGCCUACUCCUGGCCAGUCUGCAGCCUGUGUGGGAGCGACCGCUUGGAGAUGGCACCCCAAAAGCCGUAAGUCUUCAAUUCAUCUGCUGAUGUGCUAUAGUGGAUAAGCCUAAUUAACUGAUUGUAUCUUAUUGGUUUACCAAUAGAAUAGAAUUACUUUUAAUAUUUCGCAAAGGGAACUUCUGUAUUAUGGUUGAAAUGUGAUGUCAAUAUCUGCAUUAUGUCUGUUGUCCCCAGUCAAGCAUUCCUUUGUGUUGCUUGUGAUUCACUGGUUGACCAACCAACGAUGAACAUGCAGCUUGAAGUGUUCAUGAAUUGUUCUACACUAAAGGACUGCACUGUGAAAGUAAAGGUGAGACAGGAUUUUGAGUUU